Molecule: messenger RNA, 2700 nt
Organism: Drosophila kikkawai
Lineage: Eukaryota; Metazoa; Arthropoda; Insecta; Diptera; Drosophilidae
Gene: apt
Product: apontic
Source: RefSeq, a predicted model, not a curated record
AAUUGCCCGCCCUUAGUCAGUAACUAAACGUGCAGCAGUGCGAACGCGAGCAGCGGCAAACACAAAUAAAAUACAAAUAAUAAAUAAAUAGAAUUCCAGCGUUUUUCGGAUUUCCUUCUGCGUUUAUACUACUCUAUAUAUUCCCAAUGAAAGCCCUAAUAUUGGAUUUUAAUAUACUAUAAAAAGUGUGUGCGUGUUUUGAGUGAACAAAAAAAAAAUAAAAUAAAAAACCAAUGUGAAUUAUUAUGUGCAGGAAACUUGCCAAGAAAACAAACUAAAAAACAAACAUAAACAACUUUUAGAACUUUUGCCUUUUGCGGAUUAUCAACAAAACAAAAGAGACAACUUUCCACAGGAAGGAUACUUUUUAGAAAAACAAACACGCAGCAAAACAGACAAUCAAAAUGGUCAACAAACAGUAUACGGCCAACGAUCUGGAGGCUUUUAUGAAGAUAGCCGCCAACUGGCAGAAUUCCAAUCACAAUUUGCUGGAGGGCGUCGACUUGAAGACGGAAAUGACACAGUACAUGAACAGUCCCUCGAUGAACAUGUACAAGAAACGUGAACGCACUCAGAACUGGAAUCAUCAGGAGAAGAAAUAUCUUUUAGAUUUGUGUCGCAAGGAUAUGAGGAUUAUAGAAAACAAAAGAUUAGAUGCCGGCCUCACGGCUGUAAAGAAUAAAGCCUGGAAAAUAAUACACCAAAAGUUCUCCAAUCAAUUUGGCACAGAUCGCACCUGUAAUCGCCUCAAGGAGCAGUGGCGACGCAUGAAGGCCUGCACUCGAAAUGAGAUCUUGGACUACAACAAUCGCUUGGCUAGGUUUGGAGCCGAGGUGGCCGAUCGCAAGAAGCCUUCACCGUUUACCUUUGAGGUCUGGGAUUUCAUGCAAGAGGCCAAGAAAGCCUGCAAAUCUGAGGCUCUAGAUGGCAUUGACUACUCCAAGAUACCGCUGGCCUUGGAGGAGGGCUUUGAGUAUCGCGAGGAUUACAAAUUCAAUGCCGAUGAACAUGACAUGGAUGACAGUCGCACCCCUCCUCAAGAGCUUUGCGAUGUGGACAUCAAGGAGGAGGAGACCAAUGAGACCUUCAAUGAGACCUACAACAAUCACCAUCUCAAUCAGAGCGACAUCCAUGGCAGUGGCGAGCGUUUGAGUGUCUCGCCGAAUCACAGCAUCAGUCGCAAUGGCAUCCACGAGGCCGAGAGUCCAGCCACCAUUUCUGCAGCAGCUGCCUUGGACACCAGUGGGGCCUUUUUGCCCGGCGGUAGCGGCGACAUGUCCGGCUUCCAGGCCAAUUUCAAUAUGAACAACAUAUCCGCCACACUGGAGGCUUUGAAUGCCAUUCGAACUGGCCAGUUUCCCAGUGCAGCAGCAGCAGCAGCGGCCGCCAUACAUCACCAGCACCAGGCACAGGCUCAAGUGGCGCAGGCCCUGCAGCACCAGCACAGCAGCAGCAGCAACAACAAUAACAAUAAUAACGAGGAUGAUGAUGAUGUGAUGAAGCCACUGGCCAAAAGGCAGCGCACAAACAGUGGCAGUGUGCUGGGUAGCGAGGAUCAGGCGAUAUCAGUGCCUGCCUCGUCGGAAUGUCAGGCCCUGGAGCGUUCUGGCAGCAGCAGCAGCAAUGGAGGAGCUGCAGUCCUAGCGGGAGCAGGCACAGCCAACGGCGUGAGCAGCAACAGCAGCGACAACUUUGAACUGCGCUUGUUUAUGGAAAUGCAGAGUAAGGAGCACAUGAUGCGCAUGAAGAUACUGGAGGUGCAGUUGCAGGCGGCCAAGCACAGUCGCGACCUGGUGGAGAUCAACAAGACGCUGGCGCUGCAGAAGCUGCAGGAGCUGGCCAGCAAGCGGUUGCCCAGUUAGGAGAGACAAAGGAGGAGCAGCAGCAGCCACAGCAGCCCAUUGCCGUUUCAUGUUACAUUAGUUUAUAGGAUUUGAGAGCAGAGUUAGCCUUAGGUAUUAGAGUUAAGUUGAAAACAGGAUCCAUGGCUACACACACACAGAGACACAAGCAACAUUCCUGGCAUUGUUGAUCAGUAUUUUGAAAGCUAGAAGCGAAUCCCCCGAAACACCACAAGCACAAACAGUAAGAAGCGAGGAUCACCAGGCGCUCGGAAGUAUGCCAUAAUCUUAUGAUGAAUCGCCUACCUCACUCAGUACCCACUCAGCACACGCACACUCACACAGACACACACCCUUCUGGCCGACCCCGACACUUGACCAAGUCAAGGGUCAAGUUUAGUUAGUUUCUAGUUCUUAGUCCACACUCUCUCCAAGUUGCUCAACUACCACCAAUGUAUUGUACUUAUGUUCUUGACUUCAGUUAAUCUUCUGCUAUCCACCACUAACGAUCGAAGCAUAUUUUAAUCAUUUUUAUAGUCCUAAGAGAACAGAACUCUAUAUAUAUAUUUGAUUUUGAUUUUUAAACCUACUUGUAUUGUACUUGUAUUUAUUUUUAUCUUUGUAUAGACUCACUCUAUAUAUUAUAUAUGUUUGUUUGAAUGCCAUAUUAAAUGAAAGUUCUUUUUAAUAUCCUUUUUAUCCCAUUUGCGCUGCAAAACAAAUUGUUACCACAUAUUAUAAAUACAUAUAUGUAGGCCUCAAGAAAGCACUCAAUUUAUAGUAGAAGGCUUCCUUUGUGUAAAGCGUGUAAAUGAAAGAAACAAAUUAUUUUAAAUAAAAGAAAAACAAAAAAAAAAAA